CAAUAAUAAUGUCAAAAAGAAAAACAAACGUCAAUCAAAAUUCGUGUUGAUUCGUGAAAACAUUGUUAAAAAACAAUUGUUGUGACUCUAUUUCGCGAUUGUUAAGCAAAUGAGACUACCACAAUGAAGGUAUUUUCCAUAACGGACAUACCUGAGUUCUCGAAGAAGGAACGUAUAGUUGUAGUGGGUGUUAUAGGGAAAUCGCCGUAUCGGUACCCUAACAAAACAACCCGACUUUUGCCUUCUGUCCAGUCCAAAGAGAAUUUGAUAGAAUGCCACUGGGACGAGCGUCGCGCCAUCCUCUACCUCCAUGCUAUCACAUACCUCGACACAAAACGGCUAACAGCCCUAGCCGCGACUCUUGAUGAAGACUCCAAGAGUGCUGACACUGAUGCUGACGCUGCCAACUGGCUAGUGGCGUCAGGGGACCUGGCAGCCGAGUCCUGCAAGGCUAUAGCGCUGAUAUUCCACCUGUGUCAUAUUGUGGUGCUGUCUUCUCCUACUUCCGUGUUUGAUCUGGGCUAUCUCCAGCUAUUUAAGGCCAUGGAUGCUUACAGAAACGAGCAACUAGCGCGCAGCACCGCAGCCCUAGUUACAGCAAAGACGACAGGAAACUGGGAGUCUCACGGACGUAGUUGCUGCCCCCGCUUAUUGUUUCACUUCCGCCGCGCCCCCAACCCUGUGCGGAAGGUACCUGCGGCGCUGAAGAGGUUGGAGCACGCGGUGGAAGAUCAGCUGUACUUUAUACUGAGGAAGGCUAGGAUUAUUACUAAUGUUUGCGCAAAGUCCCUAUUCGCGAUCCCAAAGAACGAAGAAUUCGUAUACAUAAGCGGCGAGGAGGAGAGCUCAGGGGCCCGCGAACUAAGUUCCCUAGUCCGAGGCCUCGCAGCCCGGUGUAACGCGGCCUCCGACCCGGGGGCCCAGCGGCCCAGCUUCCGACAGUUCUUACAGACUCAUAUAGACAUGGCGUUUGGAGAAGGCUUUGAUGAUAAUGUCGGGAAGUAUGCUAUGAGUACGUCGUUCUUCGAGCUACCAAGCGCUCAGUCCUGGCGUUCAGCCGCCCAAGCUCUGACCCCGGUAUACUUAUCAAGCAAGGAGGAGGAUCAGACGUCCGGCGCCCUCUACGACGCGCUCGCUACUGACGUGCGAUUCUCACAAGCGAGGUGUGCUAAGGUUUUGCCAAUAGCGCAAGCAUCGUACGCGGAGGGUCUGCCUGCGCAUUAUUCCAGUCAACAUCACGCACAUAAAGUGAGCGUGGCGCUGGGCGUGCUGAGCAGCAUGGCGCGCGGGCCGCUGGCGCGCUCGGCGGGCGCGCGCCUGCGCGCCGCGUGCGCCGCCACGUGGCGCGCGCGCAGUCUGUGCGAGGCGCUGUCGCUCACUGGGCACGUCUGCAUCGAGCCCGACCAUGACAGCAGCAAGGAACACUCGUCAGGAGUCCGCUACGUAUCAGCCUGCAACUGCGGGCGCUGCAAGUGUUCGCGCGAGGACCCGUACACGCUGCGCCGCGCUAACCUCACGUUCUACGCGCAGGCGGCCGACGAGUGCGGCGUCUGUGUCACGCUGCAGGCCAUCGACUUCCCUGUCUUCCAGCCCUCCACGCCUAGUUACAAAGCGGCAGCCUUAAAAGGCGAAGUGGAAGAGCCAUCAGAGAGCGCCGUGGUCCGCGCGUCGCCGGCCGGCUCGGGCGCUUCGCCCUCCGAUGCGAACUGGUCGGCGCCUGACGCGCUGUCCCCGGGCUCCGCGAGAGACGACGACGAUGAUGAUGAUAAAUCACAUGCUUCUGAUACCAGAUAUGUGGUGCCGCUCACUAGGGAUGCUGCUGAAAAAGUAAUGAGCCGCCAACCGUCAACUACCGAGUACCUGCCAGGCAUGUUACACACGGCCAGCCCAGCAGGCCUCCUGCCGGCGUUCUCGAGCUGGUCAGUGGUGUGCUUGGGCGCGUCAUCGCUGUACUCGCACUCGCUGGGCCUGCCCGAGCACCUGCAGCCGGGCUUCCUGCCGCACACUAACUAUCUGCUGCCGUGGGACUGUGCCGUCCGCCUGGAGUCGAUGAGCGCAUGGCGCGUGUCGGGCCCGAUGCGCGGGCGCGGCAAGAUCGCGCCGCACCACCACCUCACCGUCAAGAUAUUCAUCGGCUUCGAGUACGAGUGCCCGCGGGGACACAGGUUCAUGAUGUCAGGUCCGGACACGGUGGUGUCGGGCGGCGGCGGCGGCUGCUCGCGCGAGGCGGGCGCGGCGGGCGGGCGGCUGGCGGCGGCCGACAUGCCGCUGUACGCCGCCUGCCUGUGCCGCGCCGCGCCCGCGCCGCCGCUGGCGCAGCUCAUGCGCGUGCACGUCGUCACGCCCAAGGCGCCCGUGCAUGUCACGCUGGACCCUAAGGUACAACCAAUACCCGGCGGUCCAAUCUUCAUCCCCCAACCAGUGGGUUCGCCGCCCAUCAAACUCUCAGCCUCAGCAUACUGGGUGCUCCGACUCCCAUACAUGUACAGCGACGAGCGCGGCUGCCUGCCUCGACCCAGGGCCGGAGCCCUACAGCACCCUGGCAUGCUCAUAGCACCUCUGUUCGGCCUGCAGGACUAGCACAACUUCAAGCCUAGAAAACUAUGGGUACAACGAUGGAUGGCGAAUUAAGAAUGGACUUUAUGUCGACGAGUUAGAGUUGAAAUUCGCUUGUAUGGCAAUGUUUGCAGACACUACGGACUUGUUGUACUGUAUAAGACGUUUGUUUUUCAGCACGUGUUAUCUUACGUACAACCUGACUUGAGAAGACCUGUAAAUGAUGAAGGUUGGCAAUAUCGUAGCUUUAUACAUCAAAUAUAACAUAUAGGCUACUUUUUUCACUGACCUGACAGAGGCCCGGAGCCCUACAGCACCCCGGCAUGCUCAUAGCACCUCUGUUUGGCCUGCAAGACUAGCAUAACUUCACACCUAGAAAACUGUGGGUACAACGAUGGAUGGCGAAUUAGAAUUGAACUUUAUGUCGACGAGUUAGAGAUGAAAUUCGAUUGUAUCGCAAAGUUUGCAAACUUCGGGCUUGUUGCAUUGUGUAAGACAUUUGUUGUUUGGCUUUAGCAGAUCGGUAAAUGAUGAAAUUUGAUGAAAGUUGGCAGUAUCGGAGCAUAUAGGCUACUUUCUUCAUCGGUAUUAAUUGCCUGCCCAGACCCAGGGCCGGAGCCCUACAGCACCCUGGCAUGCUCAUAGCAACACUAUUGGGCCUCCAAGACUAGCACAAUUACAAACCUAGAAAACGAUGGGUGCAACGAUGGAAGGGAAAAAAUAGACUUUAUGUCGACGAGUUAGAGAUGAAAUUCCGUUGUAUCCCAAAGCCGUAGGGACUACGGACUUGUAUUAUAUAAGACGUAUGGACGUUCCAAACAAUGGCAUUUAUUUUGAAAGAAUGUUAGAAAGUUAUGUCGUUCAAUGUUGACGUGUUGACUGAAUCUUUUGCGAAAUAAAACUAUUGUCUAAACUAUUCCUAGAAGUCAAUCUGAAUAAAAUAUAGGCUUUUUAUCCAGGUUUAGGGAAGUAGUUCCCUCAGGAAGUGGGUGAAACCGCUGGCGGAAGCUUUGCUAUAAAAUGAACUGAGUUUUCUACUUCCGAUUGUAAGCAGGACCUCCUUGACGGUUGUAUACCGUUCUAUGUCUUGGUCACAAGAGAAUCCUACAUAACCUUAAAAUUUAUGUAAGUUAUUGUAAUAAAUUAAGUCUUAUAUAUCGUCAUCUUGCUCUUUUCUGUGGAUGAUAAGCAGCAUAUGGAUUUAUGUUAACAAUCAUUUCGAUUGUUUUGUGUUACUGGGGUACAUACAUUACUGGGGUAUCGAAAUUUAGUUAUUAUGUAAAUGCAGGAAUUGU
Helicoverpa armigera (cotton bollworm) is the source of this 3851-nucleotide messenger RNA. RefSeq names its product nonsense-mediated mRNA decay factor SMG8. Bases 124 to 2580 code for a protein of 818 amino acids. The record is from RefSeq and is a predicted model, not a curated record. Gene Ontology annotation, biological process: nuclear-transcribed mRNA catabolic process, nonsense-mediated decay. The transcript has 13 exons. NCBI's taxonomy places the organism in Eukaryota, Metazoa, Arthropoda, Insecta, Lepidoptera, Noctuidae.